CUUGACAAUGGUGUAUAAAGCCAUCCUCACACUAACAGAAUGACUAUAGCUGGUUAUUGCCUGAAUGAGAAUACUGGAUCCUUCUUAUCCGAAUUGGAACUUCAUUUCGAAUCGAAUUAAUUUAGUUCAUUAAUUGUAGCCUACUCAAAAACAUGAAAGCCAUCAGUCCUAUGAGAUCUGUCAGGAGCUGCUACGAAGCUGUUUGCUGCAUUUCGGAGCAGAGUCUCUCCAUCACCCGGAAUAAGCCAUCUAUGGAGGAACCCGUGGGCGCGCUGUGCGAUAUGAAUGACUGCUACUCGAAACUCAAGGAGCUGGUACCGAGCAUCCCACAGAACAAGUCAGUCAGCCAAGUGGAAAUUCUGCAGCACGUUAUCGACUACAUCUUCGACCUGCAAAUCGCGCUAGAAGACGAGUCUUCAGCGACAACCACGCCUGACUUGGUGCUGUCAUUAAAGGUGAAGAUGGUUACCCCCCUCUCACCCCCGUAAUGCUGAAUUUAUUGCAUGUCUCUUUAUUUCCCAUUGUAUGAAAUGGAGGAAUAGACGUGCAUGUAAAGGAAAACAUGUUUUUUGCUGUGUUUACCUAUGAACAAUGUGAUGUUGUUGGAAAGAGAUUCUGGGAGUCGUUACACUGUAACAUCAUGAACAGUCAAAAUGUAUCCAUCAAGUAUCAGUGCGUGUUGCAUUAUAUGUAAUCACAGUGUAUCCACUCCAUAUGUCAUUGUUUAUAUCUUGUUGUCAGUCUGGCUAAGAAUUUCGGUGUCAUUGGCUAUAAUAUUUAUCAUUUUUCUUUUCCAUGAAGACUGCAGACCUUGCACGCAAUUUCUCCCAAGAAGAUGGACGAUUGUGCCAUUAAACAGGAGGAAUAUGACAUCCAGAAAUGGUAUGUAUCUAUACAUCUAUUUACAUCUAUUCAUGUGUUAUUACUGUUGCAUUACAUUAAUAUAUAAUCUCCAAUUUGCUGUGAAUAGGCUGGCAAUGGCAAUGGACUGCUUCAAAAAAAGUGUGUGAACAAACUCCAUACUUCAAAAAAAUGAUGGACUUUCUAAAAUUAUUAAUAACAAUAAAUAGCAAUACCAGGCACUGGUUUUGGAGUUGAAGGGGGCAUUGAUAUGCAGGGUAAGAGUCUAGUCCCCUUUACCCUCUUUUUUUACCCCCCUCUCACCAUGGUUGCCAAUUAGCCAAGCCAGUGAAUGUGUAGGGGAUUCAUUGCUAUCAGCCUGGGGUUAGUGAAAGUUCCACACUAGGCGCCAGCCUGUCUGCUCCCUUUCUCCAGUGGAGGGAGGGAGAGAGGGAGGGAGCGUGAGAGAGGCAGAGAGCGAGCACUGACUUAACUUUUUCUUCCCUUUCUCUCUGUGUGCAGGUGCAGAGAAACACGUCUCCACUUCACUCUGGGCUAGAGGAUAAGAGGGGCAGAAAGAAGGGGUAGGAUUUGGAGUGGGGGGAAAAGAGGAUCAACAGCUUGUUCUCUACACUCCUCCAGUCUCUUGUCACCAGACGUGACGUAAACAACACACCAAAGCAGAAAAAGAUUUGAAUGGAUAUGCUCUCUACUUGUUCCUCUCAGUUGGGUUUUUGUAUAUGUGUGAGCGUACCCCCCUCCCCCUGUUAUCUUAUAAUUUGAAGGUUUUUCCAACUAGGUCAAAUUGUGUGCAUAUCUAAUUUGUGAAAGCUAUGAGGGAGAUGGUUCAGAAGAAUGUGGUCUUGCGCGAGGGGGGGGGGGGGGGG
This is a messenger RNA of Coregonus sp. 'balchen', 1727 nucleotides long. The record is from the annotation of a GenBank genome assembly. NCBI's taxonomy places the organism in Eukaryota, Metazoa, Chordata, Actinopteri, Salmoniformes, Salmonidae.